Molecule: messenger RNA, 671 nt
Organism: Ipomoea nil (Japanese morning glory)
Lineage: Eukaryota; Viridiplantae; Streptophyta; Magnoliopsida; Solanales; Convolvulaceae
Product: 21 kDa protein-like
Exons: 1
Coding region: 1-639 (212 amino acids)
Biological process (GO): negative regulation of catalytic activity
Molecular function (GO): enzyme inhibitor activity
Source: RefSeq, a predicted model, not a curated record
AUGGAAAAACUUAGCUUCUCCUCCUUCUUCCUCCUCGUCCUCCUCUCCAUUUUCUCCCUCAUCGCCGCCGGCAGCGCCCGGCCAGUUCAGAGAUGGCCUUACUCUCGCGCCAGAACGUACGUCGAAUCUCAGUGUCGGCGCACACUAUACCCGAAACUGUGCGUUUCGGGUCUCGCCGGUAACGUGAACCCCACAUCGCAAUCGCCACAGGAGCUAGCGCAAGUGGCGCUAAAGGUGAGUCUGGUUAGGGCACGCUACGCGAGCGCCUACAUGGCCAAAGUAAGCAGAGAUCUGAAGCCCAAGGAAUACCGGGCCGCCGUUCGCGAUUGCAUAAAUCAAAUCGAAGGCGGCGCUUCGCAGCUGGCCAGGGCGGUGAAGGAGCUCCGACGGCUAAAAAACUUUGACGGCGAAAACGCUUUCGUUUGGCAUCAGAGCAACGUCCAGACAUGGCUGAGCACAAUGGAAACCAACGCCUUCGCUUGUAUGGAUGGAAUCUCAGGGUACAGAAUGGGCGGUAGGGUUAGGAGAGUUAUUCAAGCGAAGGUUCUUAACGUUGCAGAAUCCACCAGUAUCGCCCUCGCCAUGUUUAACCACUUCGCUGCUACACAAAGAGCCUCGUUCUCCAAGAACAAACCCUAAUUAGUUACAUUUCAAUUCAUUAUUUGUUGUUU